AUCAUACAGAACUCCGGCAGCUGGGGAUGCACUUUCUGCUCUCUCAUAACAGUCUGGAACCCUGGGAUAGCAAUGAGCUCCUAUCUCCUAAUUACCUGCGUUCUAUCCUCACUUGCAGCCACAGCUUAUUCUCUGACUUGUAUAGAAUGUACAUCACAGAAUGAUCAGAUAUGUAACGGAACAUCAGUAACCUGUCCGCCUGGGAGCUACUCCUGUAUUUUAUCCUAUGGAGUUACAACACUGGGUGGAAUGAAAGUUUCCAACAUUUACGUCAGACAAUGUGGAGAGAGUAGGAUGUGUUCCAGGUCUGGAAGUAUGAGCGUUCCGGAUGGUAGACUGAAGACUAGUACCACCUGCUGUAACACCGAUAACUGCACCCCUCCUCAGCCCGUCCUUACAGAAGACAUGAAUAGUAAAAAUGGGGUGACAUGCAAAGGCUGCUUCUCUCCAAACUCCAGCACGUGUAAAGCUGAGAUCUUAAUGAAUUGCAUUGGAAAUGAGACAGAGUGCGUGACCCAGCUGACGAGUACAACAGGGAGCAUACUGUCCAAAACGAUAUCACGUGGCUGUUCCACUAAGGAGAUGUGCGAACCGACUCGCCAAGUGUGGAAGCUGGGGCCAAAGAUUGUUAAUGUUGAAACCAAAUGUGCCAACAGCUGUGGUUAUCUCCGCCAAAGUCUCUUUCCGCUGGUUAUCUCUGUCACUGUCUUUCUAAAACUUGUGUGAUGAAAACCAAAGCAGUCAAUAAUUGUAUUCCUGUCAAUGUAUAUAUUGUGCAUGUAUUUUACAAAUGGGGAUUAUAACACUGGAACUUGCUUUAGCAUUAAGGGGGUAAUUCUGAGUUGAUCACAGCAGGAACUUUGUUAGCAGUUGGGCAAAACCAUAUGCACUGCAGGGAGGACAGAUAUAACAUGUGCAGAGAGAGUUAGAUUUGGGUGGGUUAUUUUGUUUCUGUGCAGGGUAAAUACUGGCUACUUUUUUUUUACACUGCAAUUUAGAUUGCAGAUUGAACACCAGACCCUCCAACAUGACCCGCCCCACUAGGUACAAAAUGCUCUGUUUCUGGACUUCCCUCUUAAUUUAUGAUUUCCAUCACCUGUGUUGAACUAGAUAAAUGAUAAGAAAGCUGUUUCUUCACAGGUGA
Messenger RNA from Pseudophryne corroboree (corroboree frog), 1144 nucleotides. RefSeq names its product phospholipase A2 inhibitor gamma subunit B-like. The coding region runs from base 73 to 726 and encodes 217 amino acids. The transcript is spliced from 5 exons. Lineage: Eukaryota; Metazoa; Chordata; Amphibia; Anura; Myobatrachidae. The record is from RefSeq and is a predicted model, not a curated record.